CUCAGCCGAGCAGAACUCAUGAUGAUGACUAUAGCUGAUGUCAUCAAACAACUCAUUGAUGCCCACGAUGAGGGCAAAGAUGUGAACUUAAACAAGAUUAAAACAAGGACGGCUGCCAAGUAUGGCCUUUCAGCACAGCCACGCCUGGUUGACAUCAUUGCUGCUGUCCCCCCUCAGUACCGCAAAGUGCUGGUUCCUAAGUUGAAAGCAAAACCCAUCCGAACUGCUAGUGGGAUUGCUGUUGUGGCAGUAAUGUGCAAACCACAUAGAUGUCCACAUAUUAAUUUCACAGGAAACAUAUGCAUAUACUGUCCUGGAGGGCCUGAUUCUGACUUUGAAUAUUCAACACAAUCUUACACUGGAUAUGAGCCAACAUCUAUGAGAGCCAUACGUGCCAGAUAUGAUCCUUAUCUCCAGACCAGACACAGAGUUGAACAACUGAAGCAGCUGGGCCACAGCAUCGACAAAGUGGAAUUCAUUGUGAUGGGUGGAACAUUCAUGGCUCUUCCAGAAGAAUACAGAGAUUACUUUAUCCGUAAUUUGCAUGAUGCUUUAUCAGGUCAUACUUCUAACAGUGUAGCAGAAGCAGUCAAGUAUUCUGAGCGAAGCCUUACAAAGUGCAUUGGGAUUACUAUAGAGACCAGGCCAGAUUAUUGCCUAAAACGGCAUUUGAGUGACAUGUUGUCUUAUGGAUGCACAAGGCUGGAAAUUGGAGUACAAAGCAUUUAUGAAGAUGUGGCCAGAGAUACUAACAGGGGCCAUACAGUAAAGGCUGUGUGUGAAUCGUUCCACUUAGCCAAAGAUGCUGGGUUCAAGGUGGUAGCACAUAUGAUGCCAGAUCUCCCCAACAUGGGACUUGAGAGAGACAUCAACCAGUUUGUGGAGUUUUUUGAGAAUCCUGCCUUUCGCCCAGAUGGCAUGAAGCUAUACCCAACACUUGUGAUCCGUGGCACUGGCCUCUAUGAACUCUGGAAAACUGGGAGGUACAAAAGCUAUCCUCCAAGCACCCUUGUGGAUUUGGUGGCAAGAAUUCUUGCCCUCGUGCCUCCCUGGACUCGAGUGUACAGAGUACAAAGGGAUAUCCCAAUGCCUUUAGUCACUUCUGGAGUGGAACAUGGUAACUUGAGAGAAUUGGCUUUGGCUAGGAUGAAGGACUUAGGAACAGAGUGCCGUGAUGUGAGAACAAGAGAAGUUGGAAUACAAGAAAUACAUCACAAAGUCAGACCCUACCAGGUUGAGCUGGUCCGGAGAGACUAUGUGGCCAAUGGUAGUUGGGAGACUUUUCUUGCUUAUGAAGAUCCUCAACAGGACAUUCUGAUUGGACUUUUACGUUUGCGGAAGUGUUCGGAGGACACAUUCAGACCUGAGCUGAAGGGUGGUGUUUCCAUUGUCCGGGAACUCCAUGUCUAUGGGAGUGUGGUUCCUGUCAGCAGCCGAGAUCCCUCUAAAUUCCAGCAUCAGGGAUUUGGGAUGCUGCUUAUGGAGGAGGCAGAGAGAAUUGCCAAGGAAGAGCAUGGCUCAUGGAAGAUAGCUGUCAUUUCAGGUGUGGGUACCAGAGAUUACUACAGGAAGAUUGGCUAUGGACUAGAAGGGCCCUAUAUGAUGAAAAGACUGGACUGACAUAUAGUGAAGAAGAGCUGAGGCUUUGCAUUUGCCCGUUAAGGCCAGAGCAGAAUGGAGAUGCCAUGGCCCUACUUCAAACAUUGUCUGAGCUAGCAAAACAAGGUCCAUUUAGAUCACUUGAUAUGAAAGAGAGAUUUCUCUUGAGUAUCGCAUUCAAAUCCAUCUAAUGAAUUUUAUUGGCCUUCCCAUAACAGGC
Molecule: messenger RNA, 1819 nt
Organism: Protobothrops mucrosquamatus (brown spotted pit viper)
Lineage: Eukaryota; Metazoa; Chordata; Lepidosauria; Squamata; Viperidae
Gene: ELP3
Product: elongator acetyltransferase complex subunit 3
Exons: 14
Coding region: 19-1620 (533 amino acids)
Biological process (GO): tRNA wobble base 5-methoxycarbonylmethyl-2-thiouridinylation
Cellular component (GO): nucleus; elongator holoenzyme complex; cytoplasm
Molecular function (GO): acyltransferase activity, transferring groups other than amino-acyl groups; iron-sulfur cluster binding
Source: RefSeq, a predicted model, not a curated record